Mus caroli (Ryukyu mouse) is the source of this 1765-nucleotide messenger RNA. RefSeq names its product zinc finger protein 146 (gene Znf146). The record is from RefSeq and is a predicted model, not a curated record. Gene Ontology annotation, molecular function: DNA-binding transcription factor activity, RNA polymerase II-specific; RNA polymerase II cis-regulatory region sequence-specific DNA binding. NCBI's taxonomy places the organism in Eukaryota, Metazoa, Chordata, Mammalia, Rodentia, Muridae. Gene Ontology annotation, biological process: regulation of transcription by RNA polymerase II.
CUGGGAGUGCUCACUCACUCCCUGAGUGCGCAGACGCAGGGGCAGCGAGUGGACAUUUUGGUCUUUGUCCGCGGGUCAGCACGGCCGUCGUGUCCACGUGGCGCCAAAGUAGGAGAAGCAGCUGAGGAGUGAGAAGCACACAGCCACACCCACAUCUUGGAGAACAGACUUCAAUUUUUAAAAGACAAAACAUUGUUCAAAGCUUAAAGUUUUGAGCUUGAAACAUAAUUUAGAUUUGAACAGUUGUAUGGGAACACAUCCUCUGCUUUAUACAGUUUGGAAGUCCUCCACCAUAGCCUACUCCUGGUAAGAAUGUCUUAUAAGUGCAGUGUGGAAAUGCCUGCAGUUUGUUAGUGGACAGCACAGACCAGCGGAAAAGAAGCAUUUACUUAAGUGUCCUGUCUCCCUGAGCAGAGAAGUCAUGCUGAGAGGAAGCCCUGUGUCUGUAGCUCAGCAGUACUGAAAAGCCUUGAGCCAGAUGGCGGCGCUCUCGGCCUUGCUGGAGGAAAGCAAGUGAACUUCUCAAAACCAACAUUGACGACUAUCAGUUAAACUUACCCUGGGAAGAAAGUUUGUUCUGAUAAAGCUCUCUUAACUUCUCCCUUGCCCUGCAUUUGAGUGAGCAGACAGACACGGAAAGAAGCCCUAGGACUGUAAGAAAUGUGGAAGCAUCCUCAGUCAAGAGCAGAGCCUCGUUUGUCCGGACUUCCCUAUUGGAGAGAAGCGCUGUGAAUGAGAUCACGCUUCCACUCAGAUGUCACACCUCAGCCAGCAGAGAAUUUUAAGCGGGGGAAGCCCCUUUGCCUGUAAGGUAUGUGGGAAACUCUUCAGCCACAAAUCGAAUCUUACAGAGCACGAGCAUUUCCAUAAUAGAGAGAAACCUUUUGAGUGUAACGAGUGCGGGAAAGCCUUUAGCCAGAAACAGUAUGUCAUCAAGCAUCAGAGCACUCACACCGGAGAGAAGCUAUUCGAGUGCAGUGACUGUGGAAAAUCCUUUAGCCAGAAGGAAAACUUGCUUACGCAUCAGAAAAUUCACACUGGAGAGAAACCUUUUGAGUGCAAAGAUUGUGGGAAAGCUUUCAUUCAGAAGUCAAACCUCAUCAGACAUCAGAGAACUCACACGGGAGAGAAGCCCUUCAUAUGUAAGGAGUGUGGGAAAACCUUCAGUGGCAAAUCCAAUCUGACCGAGCAUGAGAAGAUUCACAUCGGAGAGAAACCCUUCAAGUGCAAUGAAUGCGGGACGGCUUUUGGCCAGAAAAAGUACCUGAUAAAGCACCAAAACAUCCACACUGGGGAGAAGCCGUACGAGUGCAACGAGUGCGGCAAGGCCUUCUCGCAGCGCACGUCGCUGAUUGUCCAUGUGAGAAUCCAUUCAGGCGAUAAGCCUUAUGAGUGCAAUGUGUGUGGGAAAGCCUUCUCUCAGAGUUCAUCUCUAACCGUGCAUGUGAGGAGCCAUACGGGUGAGAAACCCUACGGGUGCAAUGAAUGUGGGAAGGCCUUUUCUCAGUUCUCAACCCUGGCCCUGCAUCUGAGAAUACACACAGGUAAAAAGCCUUAUCAGUGCAGUGAGUGUGGGAAGGCUUUCAGCCAGAAGUCCCAUCACAUUAGACACCAGAAAAUCCAUACUCAUUAAAUGCCCUGAGUAUCUUCAGUACGGGGAAGUGUUCAUUAGGAAUUUACACCUCAUAGCACAUCGCUUGGUCAUUCUGAGGCUAAGCGCCAUAAAUCAGCCAAACGUUUAACAGAAGAUGUCGUGAACACCGGA